GGUAUUAUAAAAUACAACACCGCACUAAUCCAUUAUCGCAAAGCAGAGAACCGCUUCAAUGGCGAACCAGUCUGCUGCUUCUGGUUCUUCUUCAUCUCCUCAACCUCUAGAACAAGGAUUUGAAGAUGAUGAGUCGAUGAUGGUAUACGGUUCGGAGCCGGGUUGGGUCGAGGCUAAAACAAGCUGUGAUCAUUUGGGUGGUUCUUUAUGUGGUGAUCUCACUCAUAUUCCUGGUCCUGAUACUCCUUGUCACAGGUGCCAACAUCCGAAUGAGAACUGGCUAUGUUUGUCAUGCAAGGAUGUCCUUUGCAGCCGUUUCGUGAAUAAACAUAUGCUACAACAUUAUCACGAAACGACACACUGUGUUGCUCUCAGCUAUAGUGACUUGUCGGUUUGGUGCUUUGCCUGUGAUGCAUAUCUAGAUGCUCAAGUGAUUAUGCAGCUGAGGCCUGUCUACGAGACUGCUUACAUCUUGAAAUUUGGCGAAGCCCCUCCUUUUCGUGCCGUUGAGCUUACACAAGAUGGUACAUCUUCUAGUACUUAACUAUAUAGGAGAAGUAGUGGUAAGGGUUAUCUUUGUAUAUCCGCAGUGAACUAACUGUAGGUGAAGAUCAUAGAUCCAGUUCUGUAGUCUUACUAGCAGAAUGAAGAUAAGAUAUAUCGUUAGUGAGUCGUUUUUUUUCUUUUUUGGAUUUUUUAGUCGGUGUUUGUCUCGAAUCUGAAUGCGGGUUAUAUAUAA
Molecule: messenger RNA, 739 nt
Organism: Mercurialis annua (annual mercury)
Lineage: Eukaryota; Viridiplantae; Streptophyta; Magnoliopsida; Malpighiales; Euphorbiaceae
Exons: 4
Coding region: 59-544 (161 amino acids)
Molecular function (GO): zinc ion binding
Source: RefSeq, a predicted model, not a curated record